GAAGAAGAAGAAGGCACCUCAGCUGAGGAAAAUGGCCGACGUUGAGAUGGACAUCGCGUCCACAAGAAUGAAUAAUGGCAACGAACACGUGAAGCAGGAUCUGGAGAGCCACGUAAGAAGUGGAAAUGAGGACAGUGGAGACGUGUCGGAGGAAGAAGAGGGGGAAGAGGAAGAGCAGGUGGAGGCUAAUGGUGAGAAGACAGAAGAUGGGCCAAAACAUCACAGCAGCAGCGGUAAACACAAGAGGAAAAAACACAAGCAUCGCAGUAAGCACAAAAAACACAAGCAUGCCUCUGACGAGGACAAGGACCGCAAACGCAAGCAUCGCCACAAACACAGGAAACACAAACGCAAAGAGGUCGCGUCUCCCUCUGCUGCCACCCUCUUUGCCUCCUCCGGCCACAAAAAAGUUGAGUCCUCUCCCUCCUCUGGAAAUCCAAGUCUGGACGACCGGGCCCUGCUGGAGGAUCUGGAGAAGCGGAGGGCCAUGAUCAAAGCUGAGCUGGACAGCCAGUUGAUGGAGGGCAAGGUCCAGUCGGGAAUGGGCCUCAUCCUCCAGGGUUACAACUCUGGAUCUGAAGAGGAUGCAGAAGGUCGGAUCAGAAAUGGAGAACAACGUCAAAGGGGAAGCUCAGGUAAACCCAUAUCACCCAGAGGGGGGAAAGGAGGGAAAUCUAGACGGGACUCAACAGACGUUAAGUCCAGCUCCAAGCGUCGCAGUCGGAGUAAGUCGGCGGAGAGGCUGGGACAGGCCAAGGAGUCUAAGCAGGACAAGGUGACCAAAACCACCAAGGACACAGCCGUUAAAGACAGAGGCCGCGGCAGAAGCCGGUCGAAAGACAGAAAGCAUUCGGACAGCAUGGAUAGGUCCAAGGAGGGAGCCGGGAAGUCCAACUCCCCCACCACCUGGAGAGGAGAGCAGAAAGGCGGCCGCGCUGAUAAACGUUCCUCCCCGCAGCGGGACGACAGACCAAACCAGGAGAGAGCGCCCCGGCGGUCCAGAUCACCUGGACGAGAACGACCAGGUCGCUCAGAUGCCGACAAACGGCCCACCAAGUCCCCGUCCAAGGACGCGUCGUCGGGGAAGGAGAACCGCUCCCCUCACAGACGAGGGCCUCACAGCCCCAUGAGGAAACGCAGCGCUUCCCCUCGUCACAGAGAUGUCCACCACCCCCCGGCUACUGCCGUGGACAGGACAUCGAAACCGAGCUACUCUCCGUCCAAAACAAGGUCUCCCCCCAGGAGACCCCGCAGCCGCUCACCAGACCCCAGGAGGAGGGAUGCUGACAGGCAGGACUCGCCGAUGAGGAAGCGUCUCCGGCCAGAUGCAGGGCCGGGCAGAGACUGGUCCCGCGAGAACAGUCCCAGAAUGGCCGCUCGCCGCAGGAUGAGUCGCUCGCCUUUAAGACGGAGGUCACCAAUGUCACCACGGCGGCGCUCCCGGUCUUCCCCCCGCAGACGGAGCCGGUCUCCAUUGGGACACAGGUCUGGAGAGAGAGACCGGUACGGAAGACUCCGACAGUACCGGCGCUCAAUGUCCCGCGACCGGGGGAGAAGAAGAAGACGCAGCAGAGACGAGGACAAGUUUAAGGGUAGCCUUUCAGAGGGGAUGAAAGUCGACAAGGAAUCCUCGGGGGAAGAAGUGUUGGAGGACUUUGAUGGAGAGGAGGUAGAUGAAGAAGCUCUCAUCGAACAGCGCCGGCAGCAACGUUUGGCCAUCGUCCAGAAAUAUAAGCCUGUGAGCGACGACACCAACAUGGGGUCGGAGCCCAGCAGCCCUCAGAGCAGCACACGCAGCCGCUCGCCCUCACCCGACGACAUCCUGGAGCGAGUCGCCGCAGACGUCAAGGAGUACGAACGCGAGAACCUCAACACCUUUGAGGCCAGCAUCAAAGCCAAGCACAACCUCAUCGCCCAGGAGAAAGACGGAGCCAACCCAAAGAAGCCUUCAGCCCCCGACAUGUUUACGGAGUCAGACGACAUGUUCGCUGCUGACUUUGAUAAUGCCCGGAUGAGAGCAGCGGGUGUAGGGAAGGACUUCAAGGAGAACCCCAACCUCAGGGACAACUGGACCGAUGCUGAGGGCUACUACCGGGUGAACAUCGGGGAGACACUAGACAAGCGCUAUGAUGUUUAUGGCUACACGGGCCACGGUGUCUUCAGCAACGUGAUCAGAGCCAGGGACACUGCCAGGGCCGGCCAGGAGGUGGCAGUCAAGAUCAUCCGCAACAACGAGCUCAUGCAGAAGACCGGAUUGAAAGAGUUAGAAUUCCUCAAGAAGCUGAAUGAUGCCGAUCCCGAUGACAAGUUCCACUGCCUUCGCCUCUUCAGGCACUUCUACCACAAGCAGCAUCUUUGUCUGGUAUUUGAGCCUCUCAGCAUGAAUCUGCGGGAGGUCUUGAAGAAGUACGGUAAAGACGUCGGGCUCCACAUCAAGGCUGUGCGUUCCUACAGUCAGCAGCUAUUCUUGGCCCUGAAGCUGCUGAAGCGGUGCAACAUACUCCACGCUGAUAUCAAGCCCGACAACAUCCUGGUGAAUGAGUCAAAGACUAUUCUGAAGCUUUGUGACUUUGGUUCUGCGUCCCACGUCGCUGACAACGACAUCACACCGUACCUGGUCAGCAGGUUCUACAGAGCUCCAGAGAUCAUCAUAGGGAAGCCGUACGACUAUGGGAUCGACAUGUGGUCCGUUGGCAGCACUUUAUACGAGCUUUACACUGGCAAAAUCCUGUUUCCCGGAUCCUCAAACAAUCAGAUGAUCAAGCUAGCAAUGGACCUCAAGGGCAAGAUGCCCAACAAGAUGAUCCGUAAAGGCCUCUUCAAAGACCAGCACUUCGAUCAGAAUUUGAACUUCCUGUACAUUGAAGUAGACAAAGUGACAGAAAGGGAGAAGGUGACGCUGAUGAGCACCAUCAACCCCACCAAAGACCUGCUGAUAGACAUGAUCGGGGGCCAGCGGCUGCCCGAGGACCAGAGGAAGAAGGUGAUGAUGCUGAAGGACCUGCUGGAUGGCACCCUGAUGCUGGACCCAGCCAAACGCAUCAGCAUCAACCAGGCUCUGCAGCACCCCUUUAUCCAGGAAAAGAUCUGACCCCCUGAACGCCACGCACUCUCAGAGCAGACACAGAACCAACCACUAAAGCAGCUCUGACCGGACCUGACUCUGCAGCGAUGCAGCCAACCCACAGACAGGAUUUUUAUUUUUCUCCCUCAACUUUAUUUUGUUUAUGGAUUCCUAAUUGUUUUAUUGUAAAUAGCUCAUUGAAAAAUGGUAGCCAUUCUUUAAGACAUUGAUUUUGCGAUUCAUCAUUGUAACACCCCCCCCCCCCCCCCCCAGCCCCUCAUACCCGGCAAAUGCAGUUAUGGACUUUUUAUUUUUUUUGGUUUAAUAACUGCCAUUGGAGUGACGGAUAUUUAAUAGAAAAAUAUAAUUCCUGUAAAUACUGUAUGUCAAUCACAGUAAGCAUCUCAAGCAGCAGACAGUUGAGUCUCGUCGUAGUUGCAGAAGACUAAAGUACAUCGGUUCUUUCUUUUCUUUAACCACAAUUGUCAUUGUGGGGCGAUGCAUGCUUUUGAAUGUGCACCCUUUGUGCUCUAGAUUUCUGUGGUGCAGAACUGUGUAAAUGCUCUGUGUGUCUCCCCCACCCCCCAUUUCUAACCAAGUCUUCAGGCCUUGGGGUCUGAAUUGAAGGAAUAGAUGCAUAUUAUGUACUCCUUGAAACCAGAUAUUUCUUUGUCAUUGUUUUCUGUUGCUGGACAUUUCCAUGUUUUUUACCUUCCUCCCCCUCCAGCACUCUGGCUCGGUCCUGGCUCUUAAGGCUCUCACAUUCAAGUGCCUCCUGUAUGAGCCUAGUGUGUUCCACCACCAACGAUGUGGGCCUGUUGAAAGCCACACCUGUAACCCUCCUCUCCCAUUGUUGUAUAUAGUCCAUAGUUACUGUCAUUUCAUCUGUGGUUAAUUAUUGUUUUUUUGUUUUUUUUCCAUUAAGUGGUAAAGAAUUUGUGAUUUCAAUAAAGAAUAGUUGUGGAAACGCUGCUGAAAGAA
Molecule: messenger RNA, 4045 nt
Organism: Anarrhichthys ocellatus (wolf-eel)
Lineage: Eukaryota; Metazoa; Chordata; Actinopteri; Perciformes; Anarhichadidae
Gene: prpf4bb
Product: pre-mRNA processing factor 4Bb
Exons: 16
Coding region: 32-3091 (1019 amino acids)
Biological process (GO): peptidyl-threonine phosphorylation; mRNA cis splicing, via spliceosome; peptidyl-serine phosphorylation
Molecular function (GO): protein serine/threonine kinase activity; ATP binding
Source: RefSeq, a predicted model, not a curated record